AUGCAACAAUCAGUAUGCUUGCCCAGACAGGUAUUGAUUGAUAUUGUAUUGUACUUGGUGUGGAGACAGAUCAAAGUAGUAAAAGUGUAUUGGUGUUCUUGUUAAAAUAAUAAAAAGUCACUGGUUUUGUUUAAUUUUUAAUAAACAUGUAUUUAAUAUGUAGCAUUUUCAAUUAUCUUUUUCCCUGUUUUUGAGUUCAGGAUGUAUGGAGAUAAGGCAAAGAUGAUAUAUAUUUAUUUGAAUGAAUAAUGUCACAGAGAUCUUUAUUUUUAGCAAAUUAGUAUGUAAGUAGGAUUUAAAUUUUUAAUUGUUUCUGUUGUUUUCUGUUAUUGUCAUUUGUUAUUCAGUAGUUAUUAUUUGCUCUUGUUAAAGUUCUUAGAUUUAAAUGGGAUGUACAAAUCAGCAUAUUUGUUAGGGUUAGGUUAAAAAAACAGUUGCAAUUAUUUGGAUUUCUGUAGCCUCUCACUAGGUUCUUCAAAAUUGAUUUUGGACUGUUGGAAAUUUUAAAUUUCAGGCAAAUGAAGUACUACCAUCUGUAUCUUUUCUUAGUAAUGCAAUAAUCAAUUCAAAGCUUCAAUUUCCCCCCCCCCCCUCCCUCUCCCUCCCUGGCCAAAAUUUUGAUUUAGUGUUCCAUCCAAAAUGUUCCUGUAGUUUUAUUGUGGACCUUUCAGAGUAAUCUGCUCAUAAAAGUGACCUUUUUCCCUUUCAACACCUCCACAGUAAAAGGUAUAAUAGUUAUUUUGCUGGAAAGACUUGAUGGUUCUGGGUCAAAUUCCUCACCCCACCCAGCGAAGUUUAAAGAGCCCACCCUUCCCCCCCUAGAUGUGGAUGACAGCGAUAUGCCCAUGGGAUGCCCAGGGUGGAUGUUAGAGCUUAGAAUUGAUGGGCAAAUAAUUCGUACUAAUUACAGCAUACAGGGGCUCGCAAGAAUACUACUUAACUCUCAGAUAUUCACACGUAUUACAUGUUAAACAAUCUAAUGGGGUGUACAUGUAUCUAUGUCAGAAGUUUUCCAAAUAUUAAAUCAAGAUGCCACAACAAAACGUGCAGUCAGUAUGAAACAGAGAAUUCUAACAUAACCUUAGUUCACUUUCUACAUAAAUUUGCCAGUUAAUAAAGAGAAGCAUACACCUUUAGGUUGUAUUGAUAUUGUAAGGAGAAAUUCUGUCUUGGUCCCUCGUGGGAGUUAAAGGGUUAAACCAAAAGCAUCAGUUGUAAUCAAAUUAAGUUAUCAUUUCAUUACUUUUAUCUCCUAGAUACACAUUGCCAGGGUAAUUUAUAAAUAUCUUUCUUUCAUCAGUACAGAGGCAGUGUGUUUAAUCCUGAUCCAUUUUGCUGUCUAGGGUUACGGUAUAAAAGAUACUUAGGCCUGUUCAUCUGAAACCGAUACUGUAGCUUCAUUACAAUUACAUCACCCAAAUCUAAAAUACGCUUGGAAGUUACUGGAGCAAAUAAAAGGACAAUAUUCCAGCAAGAAGACCCUACUUUUAAAGCAGUCAACGGUCAAAAUGGGAAAGAUAGCAGCAUCAAAGAGCAGAGACCAUGAUAAAAUACCUGUGAUGAAAAAAAAACUAUCAAUAAGUUCUUCCUGAAUGAUAUCCUUGUGCCCUGAUGGUAGUCAGGUAGCCAGAUGGGCGCACCAAAGCUUCACACAAGGGAUUGGGGCUGCUGUCCAUUUCCCAAUUGUUUUGCCACUUGUGUGGAAUUCGUGCUGUCAAGUGGCCUGAAUGUAAUAUCGAAAAGAAAACUUGUGACAGGAAGACAGAUAUAGAAACUCUUCUUACCAAAAUACAAGCAUGGAAAGGAGAGACAGGAAAGAGCAAUAUUAUCUGUUCUGAUGGUCAGUCUGAGUGCCCUGAAGGUGACACUUGCUGUAAACUUCAAUCAGGGCAAUAUGGUUGUUGUCCUCUUCCAAAGGCUGUUUGUUGCAGCGAUGGAGAACACUGCUGUCCCAAUGGAUAUACUUGUGACGUGUCUGCCGGAACCUGUACGCAAGGAAGCAGCAGUUUACCAAUGGUAAAGAAAAUGUCGUCAUCAAAACGAGAAAGUAUAGCGAGUAACAUCGUUUGUCCCGAUGGUCAGUCCGAAUGUCCAGAGGGAAGUACUUGCUGUAAACUGUCUUCUGGUGAAUAUGGCUGUUGUCCUCUGCCAAAGGCUGUUUGUUGCAGCGAUGGAGUACACUGCUGUCCCAAUGGAUACACUUGUGACGUGUCUGCUGGAACCUGUACGCAAGGAAGCAGCAGUUUACCAAUUCUUAAGAAAAUGCUGGCAUUGAAACAAGAAAGUGCAGCGAGUAACAUCGUUUGUCCCGAUGGUCAGUCCCAGUGUCCAGAUGGAAACACUUGCUGUAAACUGCCCUCUGGUGAAUAUGGCUGUUGUCCUCUUCCAAAGGCUGUUUGUUGCAGCGAUGGAGUACACUGCUGUCCCAAUGGAUAUACUUGCGACGUGCGUGCUGGAACCUGUACGCAAGGAAGCAGCAGUUUACCACUGGUUAAGAAAAUGGUAGCAUUGAAACAAGAAAGUGCAGCGAGUAACAAAGUUUGUCCCGAUGGUCAGUCCGAAUGUCCAGAGGGAAACACUUGCUGUAAACUGACCUCUGGUGAAUAUGGCUGUUGUCCUCUCCCAAAUGCUGUUUGUUGCAGCGAUGGAGUACACUGCUGUCCCAAUGGAUAUGCGCCCGGGCGUGUCCUGCCGGGGCCUGUACGCAAGGAGCUUAGCGGUUACCAAUGGUUAAGAAAACGCCGGCAUCAAAACAAGGAGGUACAGCGAGUAACAAAGUUUGUCCCGAUGGUCAGUCCGAAUGUCCAGAGGGAAGCACUUGCUGUAAACUCUCUUCAGGUGAAUAUGGCUGUUGUCCUCUGCCAAAUGCUGUUUGUUGCAGCGAUGGAGUACACUGCUGUCCCAAUGGAUAUACUUGUGACGUGUCUGCUGGAACCUGUACGCAAGGAAGCAGCAGUUUACCAAUGGUUAAGAAAAUUCUGGCAUUGA
Molecule: messenger RNA, 2988 nt
Organism: Pocillopora meandrina
Lineage: Eukaryota; Metazoa; Cnidaria; Anthozoa; Scleractinia; Pocilloporidae
Source: the annotation of a GenBank genome assembly